Molecule: messenger RNA, 1948 nt
Organism: Cuscuta europaea
Lineage: Eukaryota; Viridiplantae; Streptophyta; Magnoliopsida; Solanales; Convolvulaceae
Source: the annotation of a GenBank genome assembly
GGCUAAUGGAAUCUCCAUACUCGUCAAUUCCGUCAAAGGUGGUUACAAAGUCAGACGUGGCAAAAGUCAAAGGAAAAGAUAUAACGAGAGCGUGAAGCUAAUUGGAGUAGGCUGAGAUCUUGUAAGAUUUAGGGCUUUCCACUCAGAAUAUAGCCGAAGAGAGUAAUUUUCUAAACUCUGGUCACUCGAUUCACUACGCCAAUCGGAGAAUUUGUCUGAACUAAUGCUGUCUUCCAAGCCCAUACUCUUCAGGAACCUUAUCAAGAGAAAAAAAUCCCACAAGAAGAAAUCUGCGCUCAAAAAGGCAACUUGGGUUUCCAGAAAACACGAUUCAGAUGGAGAUGAGGAGCCAUUGAUUCCUGAAGAAGAUGACGGUUUCCAAUUGAGAGGUUCUACUCCAUCGCAUUCUCAUGGUGUCCAACCUCUGGGAAACCUCUACUACAGUGCAUCCUCCCACAAUUCGAGACACACUGGCCUGGGAAAUCUCCAAACCCUUACGGACGAGCUCGUGCUUGACAUUCUAGGCCUUCUGGAAGGUACCGAUUUGGGGGUCUUGUGCACAGUGAGUAAAUCUUUCUACGUUUUCUGUAACCAUGAACCCCUUUGGAGGAAUCUUGUGCUGGAGGGGUGCAAGGUUGGAUUCUCUUAUAACGGGUCGUGGAAGUGUACUUACAUCACUGCUUUUAAACCUUCCUUUCAUUUUCUCUGUAGUAGAUUGAAAGUUAGGGACUUUUAUUCAGAUUACUUGUUCCAGAGCUGGCUUUGUGCUAAUCUUGAAAUGAAACACGAAUGGAUUGAAAGAGAUAAUAUUAUUAGGAGAAGGGGUAUUUCCGUACAAGAAUUCAUUUCGAAUUUUGAAGAACUCAACAAGCCUGUCUUGUUGGAAGGGUGUCUGGAUAACUGGGUUGCACUUGAGAAAUGGGAUAGGGAUUGUUUGGUUGAGAUGUGUGGUGAUGUGAAGUUUUCCGUAGGGCCUGUGGAAAUGAAGCUUGAGGACUACUUUAGGUACUCAGAUCAAGCAAAGGAAGAAAGACCGCUGUAUCUAUUUGAUCCAAAGUUCGCAGAAAAGGUUCCACAAUUGGGAUUGGAUUACGAUGUACCAGACUACUUUAAAGAGGAUUUGUUUAGUGUUUUGGGUAAGGAAAGGCCAGAUUAUAGAUGGAUCAUAAUCGGCCCGGCUGGCUCUGGAUCUUCAUUCCAUAUAGAUCCGAAUUCCACCUCAGCAUGGAAUGCUGUGGUCAAGGGUUCCAAGAAAUGGGUGCUGUUUCCGCCUGACGUUGUCCCACCAGGGGUGCAUCCUAGCCCAGAUGGUGCAGAAGUAGCAAGCCCAGUUUCCAUUAUGGAGUGGUUCAUGAACUUCUAUGAGCAAACCAGAAAUUGCAAGAAGAAGCCAAUUGAGUGUGUUUGUAAUGCUGGAGAAGUGAUAUUUGUCCCUAAUGGAUGGUGGCAUUUGGUUAUCAAUUUGGAGGAUUCCAUAGCCAUUACCCAGAAUUUUGUAAGCAGUAGUAAUUUAUUGAACGUCUUGGUUUUUCUGAAAAGGCCAAAUGCUAGCAGCCUGGUAUCCGGGACAGAUGACCGGGUGAAUCUGUAUGACAAGUUUAAGAAAGCCAUUGAAGCAGCUCAACCUGGAAUCAUUGAUCAUCUGACUGCAAAAGCAGAGGAGAAAAUGCUCGAGUCUACAAAGCAGUCCUUUUGGGAAUCCGUAAUAGAUUCAAAUGCAGGUGCUUUCAAGUUUUCUUUUUAAAGAACUAGGGGAUUCCCGCUUACGGGGAGUGUUUAAUUUCUUUCUUGCUAAAAAAAAGGUCAAUAUUGUAACAAUAGAUAUGUCUCUUUCCAGUUCAUAUUAUUCACAUUCAUCCAUUUCCAGUUUUUAUAACAAUAAGGUGUGUCUCUUUAAUUGUAGGAUUUAGAUUUAUUAUCAUCCACUUUGCUUAAUCGUUGUUUUUUG